GUAUGCGGCCUAGGCGCUUCACCAACAGCUUCGCCGCUUUGCCCAACACGUUAACUUCCUGGCCGCACUGUCGCGCGGCAUUCUGUAGGCCCAGCAACCGGCGUAUUGUUUUGCUCAAAAAUCCUAAGAGGCCCCAUAAAUGAAUUAGGAGCUCGCGCACAGAGCUUGUGUCGGCGCGACAAAUACUUGGUGUGCCGGCACCGAGGCCUUUCAGGGUUAACUUGAACCAGCUGCAUAAGUCUCUGCGCAAUCAAGCUCUUGUCAUAGACGCGGCAGCGCUUAGGCGCUCGACUUCGCACAAAGGGCCAGAACCGUGGUUCGUGGAGGAGGCGGUGGGGUUUGGCGCAAUCGAACCGCGCCAGGCGCCAUGCGGCCCGUCAGUGUGUGCGCAACCAGCGCCAGUGGCCCAUCCACCUCCAACCUCGGCCUCGGCUUCGGUGUCGCCAGCGCCGCAGCAGCCGCAUGCUGUGCGCGCCCCCUGCCGGCGCUGGCCGCAGCGGCGUGCAGCCGGCCACUGCACCGCCACCCCAGCUUGACCUCUGGGGCCCCAGGAACCGGCCUGUCCGGCGCCGCCAGCGCCCGUCAGCACCACCGGUCGGCGGUUACUCUCGUAGCAUCUGCGUUAAAAGGGUCAGGAGCUGCAGCUGGCACUGAUGGCGGUGGUAUGGAUGGCAGCAGCAGCGGCGGCGGAGGCGGCGGCGGCGGCGGGCUCGUGCGCAGCCGCAGCUCGCGCACGACGCUCACGAGGUCUGCGCCGGCGGCCGACGUGGCAGCGGCAGCGGCACCACAGGCUGAGCCGCAUGGACAGCCUCAGCGGCGGCUGAGGCGUAGGAUGGAGACGCAGGCGGUGGAGCCGGGGGCGCCGGCGGGUGGCCCCGCCGCCACCGGCACCGCCACCUCCACCACCACCACCGCAGCCCAUCGUACGUCGUCGUCGACGGACUACACCGCUUGGAAGGUCUCUGAGCUGCAGGAAGCCCUGGCGGCACACGGCCUGCCCCGCACCGGCCGCAAGGCGGAGCUAGUGGAGCGGCUGGCAGCAGCAGUAGCGUCGGGAGCAGCAGCGGCAGCGGGAUCUAGGUCGGCGCUUGCAUCCAGCGCACCUGCAGCAGCGGGGCCCUCGGUGGCGGCGGCGGCGGCGGCGGCGUCUGAGGCGGCGGCGCCGCCACCGCGGCAGCGGUCUAGGCUGACAGUGGCGCGGUCGACGGCGACGGCGGAUUUUGAGGACGGCCGUGGCGCCGCUGUGGCAGCUCCCUCUGGCACAGCCGGGAGAGCGGGGCGCGCUGCUGCCGCUGCUACUGCGGCUACUGCUAAUGCUGCCGUCACGCAGGGUUCCAGCGACGCGGAGUCGGGGGCUGCCAGCGGCGGGUUCUUGGAUGCCCUGUUCGACACGCUGACACUGGACAUCACAGUCAGGGAGCAGCGACCCGGACGGCGGCCGCGGCCCGCAACCACCGAUGGCGCCGCCGCCCGCAGCCCCUCCGCUAGCCGCGCGGGGUCUACUGCCGCAGACAGCCCGCCGGCGCAGUCCGCCAGGGCAGCCGCGGCAGCGGGGCGCGGCACUGACUCGCUGGGCUCGGUGCAUUUGGCCCUGGGCGGGGAGGGACCCGAUGAGACUGCAGCCCAGCCGGCUGCAGCGGCGUCGGAGGCCGCGUCGGAGGCAGGUGGAGAGGCCCGGCCGCGGCGGCUCACGAUCCGGCGGGAGCGGACGUCGGACGCGGGAGACACCAGGCCUAUGGCGUCCGCUGCAGCGGUGGCCCCGACGCCGGCGCCGCCGCUCCCAACACCCGUUGCGGCUGAGGGCCCCCCGGAGCGGCCCCGCCGCGAGCCUCGUGAGCGGCCGCCGCCUGUGGGCCCUGCGCCCGACCUUUCGCAGCUGCCGCCCUGGCCGCCCCAGUUCCUGGGGCGGCUGCGGCGAUUGGAGGAGGUUGCGCCGGGCGAAAUCGAAAAGCAGGAGGAGGCUGUGCUCCAGAACGUGCAGGGCCUGGCGCUGACGUGCCUGGGCAGCGCGCCCUGCCUGGCCACACGCGCCGCCGCAGCAGUCGCCGGGGCCGCCGGCGAGGACCGCGCGCUGGGCUCGCUGGCGCUGGCCCGCGGCAAGGACAUCUUCAUAUUCGACGUCGGUGACGACACACAGCGGCAGGUGGGGCAGGCCUACCACGUCAAGCCCUCCAAGAUAUUCCGCAUUUUCCUCACCAGCCUAGCGCCCGAGGCCGUGCUGGGCCUGCCCGGCCUGAUGUGCACCAUCAACGCCUCCCGCGAGCGCGGCCACGAGUUCGCCGACAUCCCGGUGCACGUGUACGGCCCGCCCGGCACCGCGGCCUUCCUGGUGGCCAUGAUGCGCGUCAGCCAGACCUACCUGGAGAUAACGGUGGUGGUGCACGAGUUUGCUGUGGGCCACGUGUCAGCUGCCGAGCUGGCGCCCAUUGUGGGUGGCGGCGGCGGCGGCAGCGGUCCCAUUGCCGUGGACAAGAACCGGCGUAUCAGCCGCCUGGCGCUACCGCCGGACCAGCUCAACCCGCGCGGCGGCGUGGACGCGUCGCUGCUCACGUUUGCGCCGGAGCAGGGCCGCGCCCAGCGGCGCAAGGGCCGCAACGCCUCCGGCGGCGUGCUGUCGUUUGACGCGCGCGCCGGCUACCUGCCCUGGCCGGAGCUGCAGCCCGGAGACCCUGACAGGCGCGAGCUGCCCGACCCGCUGUCGCUGACGUGGACUCUGGAGCUGGACGUGAGCGGCCGCGUGGUGGCGUGCCUGCUGCCCGCGGCCCCCGGGCAGCCGGGCGCGUUCGGUGGCGGCGGCGACGGGCAGUCCUACGUGCUGGCGUACACCGUCGUGGAGGCGGACCGCUCUGGGGCGCUGGUGAUGGAGCGCGCCGCCGCCGCCGGGCUGGAGGGCGGCCCGGACUUCGCAAGGCUCAAGCAGGGGGAGACCAUCGCCAACGCGUGGGGCCAGCCCAUCCCGCCCGAGCUGAUCAUCUCUCCCAAGCGCGCCGGCCGCCGGGUGGUGGUGACGGGCAGUGCCGCCGACCUGACCCCGCUGACCGCACACGCGCACACCCGCGGCGCCGACAUCCUGGUGCCGGGCGCCGUGUGGCUGCAGGCUGAGGCGGACGCGGCGGCCGAGCACGGUGGCUGCACCACCGCCGCGGUGGGCGCCGCCGCGGCCGCACUGGGUGUGCGGUACGUGGUGCUGUCCCGCUUCAGCGGCCCCUCUGCUACUGCCGCCGCUGGUGCGGCUGCUGCUGCUGGUGCUACUGCCGAGCAGGGCCUGCAGGACGAGGAGGAGGAUGAGCUGCCCAUGGACGCCCACACGAACCGGCUGGUGGCGGAGGUGGAGGCAGCUGCGUUGGCGGCGGCGGGUGGAAGCGCCGCCGGUAGCAGUGGCAAUGAGGCUGCCGCCUCCACCGGUACCUCCCGCCGCCGGAGCGUUCGCAAGACGGCAGUCGUGGCCGGGGCCGGCGCGGGUGGCAGUGGGUACGCGGGGGCGGCAGUAGCAGCGCACCGGCUGCGGCGGGUGCUGGUACUGCGGGACCUGGAAACAACGAUGAUGGAGAAGAACGAGGGCCCGGUGGAGCCGCAGGAGGAGUAAGCGCGAGGAAUGGGGGGCGUGUGGCUGCGUGUGGGAAGGGCUCUGGGCAGUACAGGUAGCGACUUACAGUGAGCACGCUAGGCUGGGGAUGGGUGCAGCAGUGAGCAACAGCAGUUCGGGGUAAGGGCGCACGCCCGGGGCUUUAACGUGAUUGGCAGUUGCCUGCUGCGAACUAGGGGUUGGUGAUGUGGUGAAUGUGAAUGUGUGAUACCCGAUUUGGGGGUCUAGAUUGGUUGGCCCGGCCCGGCAGGGGACGCAGGGCUUGGCCAUCGGCUGCAGGCCCAGUAAGGGUGCGAUGGGACACGGUAAGGGGCAGGUUGGCACGGGUUGGCGUAGUCCCGUAGUAUGCAGCCUAUUCCCAGACCCCAACACUUUGUUUGCAGCGUCAAGGCAAAGAUGGCGCGGCUGGUAUAACGACGGUGUCCCUGAGCCCAGCAAGGGUGAUACGCGGGCAAUAUCCGUGCGUUGUAACGAAUCAGGCGGUUACAUCAUUGGACGAGAGCAGUUGCAAUUUGCAAACUGCGUGUCGCGUAUGGGUAUUGACUUGGGGAGGGCGAAAACCCCGCCUGGCUGUACUGCGGCGGCUGUUGAGCUGGCAAGCAUGUGUGUUGGUGGCUGUGGGCCAUGCGUGCUAGACAGGUGGUGCGGAAUAGCGCGGCGGCUGUGGAGAAUUCUUUGCUCCUGCGCCUGUCUACUGAUGGGGGGACGUGGCCGUUGCAGGUGCUAACGUAGAUGGCUCGGCAGCUUGAGUCGCGCUAGGAUGCGUGAGUUGGAUGUCUAGGACGUGGACAUGGACAUGGCCGUGCACCAUUGUUGGUGCACGUGCACCGAGCCCGACGGGAAGCCUGAGGGACAUGCGUGCUUCUAGCAGUACCCCGGCGGGGGCGGGCCAAAACCCAAACCCAACGGGAGAGACUGCCGAGCAACGUGGCUGUUCGCGCGGCCUCAAAAUUUGGCUAUCCCGGCCGGAUCAUUUUGGCGUUUAUGCCUGUAACCGUAUAGAUGG
Chlamydomonas reinhardtii is the source of this 4592-nucleotide messenger RNA. RefSeq lists its product as uncharacterized. Gene Ontology annotation, molecular function: 3'-tRNA processing endoribonuclease activity. NCBI's taxonomy places the organism in Eukaryota, Viridiplantae, Chlorophyta, Chlorophyceae, Chlamydomonadales, Chlamydomonadaceae. Bases 368 to 3586 code for a protein of 1072 amino acids. The record is from RefSeq and is a predicted model, not a curated record. Gene Ontology annotation, cellular component: nucleus. The transcript has 13 exons.